CUCGCGACGGACCACAGAAAAGCCCCUCAUCCGCAUUCAACGUCUGUUAUUGCAGUAAAUAUUUACUCAAACCUCCCACCUCAACACCACACUCUGCCUGAGGUAUAGACCAACAACAAACCCACCGUCUACGGUCUACUUACACAGUUUGCAAUGUCCUCUCCUACUCAGCGCCGUAGCCAGCGCAAUUCGCAGGCAGGCACUCCUAGCCGCAGUACACGUUCGCAGCAAGCAGCGUCACAGAAUAAUGCUACGCCUCGUAACAAUCGACAGUCGCAGUUAGCGUCUAGCCCAUUAUUCUACCAAUCUUCUCCAGUAACCGGCAAUAAUAAUGGAGCAUCGUCGCCUUUGCGGCAAGGUACCGACAGCCAGAGUACAAAUAACAAUAGCGGUGCACCGCCUAGCUCACCCCUUCGUCAUAUGACACAUACUCAGUCAACUGAAUCCGAUGGCGAUCGGACACCAAGGGCACAUCGGGGCCUGAUAGGUGAAUCUUCCCCUAUCCGAUACGAACCGAGCUCAAGUCCUGGUCGAGGUUUGCACCCUCAGUCUGACCUUCGAAGCGAAAGUAGUGGGCUAUUCGUGGGUGGCGCUGGAACUCCUCGAGCUCGGCCUCGAAGAGGUGACAUCAACUCUGAAAUUUUCAGUGGUGGUGCUCGUGGUGGUAGUCGUGUCAUUCUCGAUGACUCCGGCCGUGUUGUCCGCGAAAUUCAUUCCGAUGCCGCUACAUUCUCUAACUUGAAUCCUGGAACCUCAGACGCAGAUGCGCUUGGUGGACAAGACAAUGCUACCAUUUGGGGUACUACGGUCUCAAUUGACGAUACUUAUGCCGCCUUCAAAGAUUUCCUGAGGAACUUUACGAAGAAAUAUCGCAUGUGGAACGAUGGAAUGACAACACAAGAAACAGAUGCAGACCCCACAGCAAUAUCGAAACCAUACUGGGAGGAACUUCAGAGCAUGCUAAUCCUUGGCCAGCGAAUUCUUUACGUAGAUAUUCGUGAUUUCAAGCUCUAUCCGCCUACUAGGAAAUUAUGGCACCAGAUUCAGCAUUAUCCGCAGGAAAUAGUUCCCCUUAUGGAUCAGUCUGUACAUGAUGUCAUGAUUGAACUGGCACAGGCGGAGAUGUCAAGACAGAGGGGCCAAAGCAACGGUGUUUCUGCUACUCAACGAAGCUCUGUUCCAAGCUCUGAUAUGCAAUUUCCCAGUUCGGAGAGAAGCGAAGAGCCUGUACAGUCUCAGCGCGUGCAACAGGGUCCUACUUUAGAGGAGAAAGUGAUGGAUCAAACCUAUAUGACACGACCAUGGGGUCUGGACGACAUUAUCAAUCUUCGAGAUCUUAACCCCUCGGACAUGGACAAACUCAUUUGUAUCAAGGGUCUUGUGAUUCGGACCACUCCCGUUAUCCCUGAUAUGAGGCAGGCAUUCUUCCGAUGUAAUGUUUGCAGUCACUCACUCCUAGUGGGUCUAGACCGUGGCAAGAUCCGAGAACCAACAGAGUGUCCUCGGCCAAUGUGUGCCCAAAAAAACUCGAUGCAGAUCGUGCACAAUCGAUGCGAGUUUGAAGAUAAACAGGUCAUCAAGUUGCAAGAGACCCCUGAUGCAGUGCCUGCUGGACAGACGCCUCAUUCUGUCUCUGUGUGUGUUUACAACGAAUUGGUAGACUUUUGCAAAGCUGGUGACCGUGUCCGGAUAACUGGUAUAUACCGGGUUAGUCCUGUCCGUGUCAACCCUCGCAUGCGCACAGUCAAAAGCGUGUUCAAGACUUUUGUGGACGUUGUCCACGUUGCCAAAGUCGACGAUAAACGAUUAGAUGCGGACCUUACGACACUUGAGCCGGAGUCCAACGACUCGGACAACCAGAUUGAAGAAGUGCGAAAGCUGACCCCCGAGGAAGAAGAGCAGAUUAAGACCACGGCCGCUCGCUCUGAUAUAUAUGAGCUCCUAUCCCGAUCGUUGGCGCCUUCAAUUUAUGAAAUGGACGAUGUGAAAAAGGGCAUCCUUCUCCAGAUGUUUGGCGGGACGAAUAAGACGUUUGAACGUGGCGGUAGCCCCAAAUACCGCGGGGAUAUCAAUGUCUUGUUGUGUGGUGAUCCUUCAACUGCAAAGUCCCAACUAAUACAAUACGUUCAUAAGAUUGCACCCCGCGGUGUGUAUACGAGCGGCAAGGGCUCUUCCGCUGUUGGUCUAACGGCGUAUGUCAGUCGAGAUCCUGAAACUCGACAGUUAGUGCUCGAGUCUGGUGCGCUUGUUUUAUCUGAUGGCGGUGUUUGUUGUAUCGACGAGUUCGAUAAAAUGUCAGAUGCUACGAGAUCUGUGCUUCAUGAAGUCAUGGAACAGCAGACAGUUUCGGUAGCAAAAGCAGGGAUUAUCACAACGCUGAAUGCAAGAACAAGUAUAUUGGCUUCCGCUAACCCUAUUGGUUCUCGGUACAACCCUGAUCUCCCCGUUCCCCAAAACAUUGACCUCCCUCCAACACUCUUAUCACGAUUUGAUCUCGUCUACCUAAUACUUGAUCGUGUUAAUGAAUCAAAUGACCGGAGAUUGGCACGACACCUUCUGUCAAUGUACUUGGAGGACAAACCACAGUCGGCCAGCUCCAAAGAUGAAAUUCUGCCCGUCGAGUUUUUGACUGCCUACAUCUCAUACGCUCGCGCCCACAUACAUCCCACACUGUCACAGGAUGCGUCGCAGGCCCUUGUCGAAGCCUAUGUCAAUAUGCGUAAGCUAGGUCAAGAUGUUCGCGCCGCAGAGAAACGUAUUACGGCUACCACUCGUCAACUAGAAUCCAUGAUUCGGCUUGCCGAGGCUCAUGCCAAAAUGCGGCUAUCACAGACUGUGACCAAGGCUGAUGUUCUAGAAGCUGAACGCCUCAUUCAGUCUGCACUAAAGACUGCUGCCACCGAUUCGCAAGGCCGGAUUGAUAUGAGUCUUCUUACUGAAGGUACGAGUGCAGCAGAAAGGAAACGCAAAGCUGAACUGAAAGAUGCGGCCCUACGCUUGUUGGAUGAGUUGACAAGCGGCGGACAAAGCGUAAGGUUUAGCGAGGUGAGCAGAAAAUUGAACGAAGGGGCAAGUAUACCAGUCGAACCAUCCGACUUUGCAGAGACAAUGAGAGCGCUGGAAAUGGAAGGCAUCAUCAUGAUCACUGGAGAGGGCGCGAGAAAGAGCGUGAGGCGCGUUACAGGCAUCUCUUAAGAAUCGAAUUUAAAGGUGGAUUAAAGGGGGCUGUCAGAGACUGUGGCCCUUCUCAUAUUGGCGUUCAGGUUAAGCGAUGACAAGGAGUUGUCAGGUUCAUACAAAUAGUAAUGCAUGUCGUUGCUUGAUAUAGAACGAAACAGAGAAAUCAAUACACACUAACUGCUGACCUUCAAUCGUCUGCUGG
Molecule: messenger RNA, 3382 nt
Organism: Xylaria bambusicola
Lineage: Eukaryota; Fungi; Ascomycota; Sordariomycetes; Xylariales; Xylariaceae
Product: cell division control protein 54
Exons: 3
Coding region: 154-3195 (1013 amino acids)
Biological process (GO): DNA replication; mitotic DNA replication initiation; DNA strand elongation involved in DNA replication
Cellular component (GO): MCM complex; nucleus
Molecular function (GO): single-stranded DNA helicase activity; ATP binding; single-stranded DNA binding
Source: RefSeq, a predicted model, not a curated record